CGCCGUGCCUACGAGUUGUACUACUACUUCCUUCCCCUUUCCGUGAUGUCCAGCGCAGAAAGAUACAUCUUCAACUCCAUCAGCUUGGUGUUGGUGUCGCUCGCGUCGUACUACGUGAUGUUUAUUCUCCCCCGUCUCAUGGCGAGGACGCUUGAAUGCUUGUACUACUACGCCACUGGCAACUUCAUCUCCAUCAAC
Molecule: messenger RNA, 198 nt
Organism: Suhomyces tanzawaensis NRRL Y-17324
Lineage: Eukaryota; Fungi; Ascomycota; Pichiomycetes; Serinales; Debaryomycetaceae
Exons: 1
Source: RefSeq, a predicted model, not a curated record